AUGCCCGAUAUGGCGACCAGAACAACCGACAGUCAGGCGCCAAACAACGGGAACACUAGAUCCCGGACGCCAAGUUUGAAUUCGCUCAGCUUGACCGAGUAUUCAAGUAACCCACUGCCAUCGGGCCAAAAUCCCACGAGUAAUUCUAAGGAUCUCGUACCAGAAGAAUUUAUACUUCCUAAUGGCUUUCCAGACUACUUGCGACUUAUCCUUACGUCUCGGGUCUACGAAGUCGUCGAGGAGACACCCCUUACACCGGCCAUUAAUCUAAGCAAUCGUCUCGAGUGUAAAGUAUUGUUAAAGCGAGAAGAUCUACAACCCGUCUUUAGUUUUAAGUUACGUGGAGCAUAUAACAAAAUGGCACAUCUAGAUCCCAAAACUAGCUGGAAGGGCGUGGUAGCUUGCUCUGCCGGAAACCAUGCACAAGGGGUAGCAUAUUCCGCGAGAAAGCUCAAGAUUCCGGCAACCAUAGUAAUGCCGGAAGGCACUCCUAGCAUAAAACAUCUCAACGUCUCACGCAUGGGAGGUGCUGUCUUGCUUCACGGCGCAAAUUUUGAUGCUGCAAAGGAGGAAUGUGCGAGGCUGGAAAAGAUGCAUGGUCUUACAAAUAUACCCCCAUUUGAUGAUCCAUACGUGAUUGCAGGGCAAGGCACCAUUGGUAUGGAGCUCCUCCGCCAAGCAAAUAUGUCUAAGCUUGAAGCUAUUUUCUGUUGCGUGGGCGGAGGGGGCCUAAUUGCCGGCAUUGGUACCUACGUGAAGCGAAUAGCUCCACAUGUCAAGAUAAUUGGUGUCGAGACUUACGAUGCAAAUGCUAUGGUUCAGUCAUUAGCUGCUGGAAAAAGGAUAUUGCUCAAAGACGUUGGACUCUUCGCAGAUGGUGCGGCAGUCAAAAUUGUCGGCGAGGAAACGUUUCGUUUAUGUCAAGAUGUUGUGGAUGACGUUAUCCAAGUCACAACCGAUGAAAUAUGUGCUGCCAUUAAGGACAUAUUCGAAGAUACUCGUACAAUCGUUGAACCUGCUGGCGCGCUUUCCCUUGCUGGCCUCAAAAAGUAUGUUGGAGUCAAUCCGAGUGCCGAUACUUCUCGACAACUCAUUGCUAUCGCUUCGGGAGCAAAUAUGAACUUCGACCGUCUCCGCUUUGUGGCAGAGAGAGCUGCGUUAGGUGAAAAAAAGGAAGCGCUCAUUAGUGUUAGUCUUCCUGAAACAACGGGCGCCUUUGCGGAAUUAAUCAAAAGUAUAAUGCCCCACAUGGUUACAGAAUUUGUAUAUCGAUAUGCAACUAACACUAUAGCCAACGUACUUGUUGGUAUCUCCCUAACGUCUCCGGCAUCUCAGCGGGACGAAGAGCUCGAGUUAUUACUCUCACGAAUAAAAAAUGGAGGCAUGACACCUACUGAUCUCUCGGGAGAUGAGUUGGCAAAGACUCAUCUUAGAUAUCUCGUGGGUGGUCGCUCCGACGUAGCGAAUGAACGACUCUACAUGUUUAAUUUCCCGGAAAGGCCGGGCGCUUUAGAAAAGUUCUUGAUGGCACUACGACCGAAAUAUAAUAUUAGUCUCUUCCAGUAUCGCAACGCGGGAAGUGAUAUCGGGAAGGUUCUGACAGGUAUUGUGUGUCCUACCGAUGAAGUCUCAGAACUCGAGAGAUUCCUCAAAAAAGUAGGCUACCGCUGGGAGGAUUGCACAAAUAGUGAAGCCUAUAAAACCUUCUUGCGAGCUUAA
Blumeria graminis f. sp. triticale is the source of this 1719-nucleotide messenger RNA. The record is from the annotation of a GenBank genome assembly. NCBI's taxonomy places the organism in Eukaryota, Fungi, Ascomycota, Leotiomycetes, Helotiales, Erysiphaceae.